Varanus komodoensis (Komodo dragon) is the source of this 567-nucleotide messenger RNA. It is a transcript of the gene IER5, whose product is annotated as immediate early response 5. The record is from RefSeq and is a predicted model, not a curated record. Lineage: Eukaryota; Metazoa; Chordata; Lepidosauria; Squamata; Varanidae. The transcript is spliced from 2 exons. Bases 1 to 567 code for a protein of 188 amino acids.
AUGGACUGCAAGCUGGAGGCGCACCGCAUCGUCAGCAUCUCGCUGGGCAAGAUGUACAGCGCGCGGGGCCAGCGCGGCGGCGUCAAGUUGCACAAGAACCUGCUGGUGUCGCUUGUCCUGCGCAGCGCGCGCCAGGUCUACUUGAGCGAGCUCGACGGCGCCCCGGCCCCCGCCGCGGCGCCCCUGCCGCCGGCGGAUCCGCUGCGCGGAGGCGGCGCGGGGGAACGCCCGGCGUCGCUGCCGCGGCCGCCCCUCUUCCCUCCGCCCCGCGCCUUCCUCCGCCCCGCGCCGGCCGCACUGCCGCCGUCGGGGCCGCGCGCUAAGGCUCGCCGGGAGGAAGAGGAGGACAUGGAGACGGGCAACGUGGCCAGCCUCAUCAGCAUCUUCGGCUCCAGCUUCUCGGGACUGCUCAGCAAAAAGCCCUCGGACGGCAGCCGGCCGCGGCGGAGGCGGCAGGAGGGGGGCGGCGCGGCGGCGGGGGCGGACUCGGAGCCCGGGCAGAACUGUUGCGACGAGGCGGUGCUCCGCAGCCUGAACCCGUGGAGCACGGCCAUCGUGGCCUUCUGA